Messenger RNA from Schistosoma margrebowiei, 761 nucleotides. NCBI's taxonomy places the organism in Eukaryota, Metazoa, Platyhelminthes, Trematoda, Strigeidida, Schistosomatidae. The record is from the annotation of a GenBank genome assembly.
AACGUCUCAGAAGAGGUGAUUCCCUGCUUUUGACGUUCUGAAAAAUUUGGGGUAAAACAGACUGACCUAUGUUUGCAUCCAUAUGACGCUGUAAAAAAUCUUCAACGUUUUCCAUUUCUUUAGGUAAGAAAUAUAGUUAAAUGUAUCAUGAAUUCCAGGUUCCAAUGUCAUUUUGAAUUCCUAUGAGUGAGUUCACAUCUUUUACAGCUAAAAUUGUAUCUGUAAAUUAUAAACGUUUUAGGACAAUGAGACACGGAUUUAUAGAAGGAGAAUACAUACGGUGCUACAACAAGUGUAUGAUGUAUGUCGUUGAUACUUCACAUGCAUGAUGUGCUUGUGAGCGUUUCAGUGACAACAUGCUGCCCUGUGGUCAUAUUCUGUAUGCACAUUCCAAAGAUCUAAUUCGUGGAGACUUAUUGCGACAUAGCAGCCGGUGGAAAUGGAAAUACAUAAUGGACUUGGUUCUUCGUGCGCUGGACAACAUGUCAUUCUCUACAGGGAGUGUUGAUCUGCUAGAGAAGUUCACUAACAACUACCACUCAGUUCAUGCUCUUAGUGAACCUUUGGCAAGUAAACUCAUCCGUUCAUGCCUCGAAGCAUCGGAAGACAUAUGCGCACAAUUGAUGAGUUCAGUCGGUGCUAACGAUGAAGCUACAGCGUCAGAAUCCAUUGUUAAUACAGACCAUAGCUAUGCUUCUUGCUAACAAGAAGUUCUAAUAUUGUAAUCUUUUUAGUUUUACAUAAAUUCAUUUAUAUGGCCA